Messenger RNA from Columba livia (rock pigeon), 3025 nucleotides. It is a transcript of the gene PTPN22, whose product is annotated as protein tyrosine phosphatase non-receptor type 22. The coding region runs from base 134 to 2479 and encodes 781 amino acids. Gene Ontology annotation, biological process: positive regulation of defense response to virus by host; negative regulation of T cell activation; positive regulation of ERK1 and ERK2 cascade. Gene Ontology annotation, molecular function: non-membrane spanning protein tyrosine phosphatase activity. Gene Ontology annotation, cellular component: nucleus; cytoplasm. NCBI's taxonomy places the organism in Eukaryota, Metazoa, Chordata, Aves, Columbiformes, Columbidae. The record is from RefSeq and is a predicted model, not a curated record. The transcript has 21 exons.
GUGAUGAAGUCAGUAAACCACAGGCUGCGGCGAGCGCUCCGCGGGCUGAUGCUCUGAUGCUUUCCACCGCCGCACACUCUUGAUAUGUCCCUGCCCGGGCUCGGCAGGGCGGUCACACUCGGUCUCCGGCAUCAUGGACCAACGGGAGAUCCUGCUGCAAAACCUGGAAAGGGCCCAAGGCAAGAAGCUCAACAGAGAAGAGUUUGUAGAUGAGUUUUUGAAGCUGAAAAGGCAGUCAACAAUGUACAGGUCGGAUAAAAUCUACCCCACAGCAGCAUCUGAGCAACCAGAGAACAUCAAGAAGAACAGAUACAAGGACAUCUUACCCUUUGACCACAGCAGAGUGGAGUUGUCCCUGAUCACAUCAGAUGCAGAUUCUCAUUACAUCAACGCCAACUUCAUCAAGGGUGUCUACGGGCCAAGAGCAUACAUUGCAACACAGGGUCCUCUCCCCACUACUGUCAUUGACUUUUGGAGGAUGAUUUGGGAGUACAAAGUCCAGGUCGUGGUCAUGGCUUGUAUGGAGUUUGAAAUGGGAAAGAAGAAAUGUGAGCGGUACUGGGCAGAGGCGGGCGGCCCUGCCCUGCAGUGCGGUCCCUUCUGCGUCGCCUGCGAAGCCGAAGAGAAGAAAAGCCAGUAUGUGAUUAGGACUUUAAAGGUGACCCUGAACAAGGAAACCCGCACUGUCCACCAGUUCCACUAUAAAAACUGGCCGGACCAUGACGUCCCCUCGUCCAUCGACCCCAUCUUGGAGCUCAUCGCUGAGAUUCGCCGCUACCAGCCAGAUGACAGCAUCCCCAUCUGCAUCCACUGCAGUGCUGGCUGUGGGAGAACAGGAGUCAUCUGCGCCGUCGACUACACGCAGAAGCUGCUGAAGGAUGGAAUUGUUCCAGUGAACUUCAGUAUUUUCAGUUUGAUCCAGGAAAUGCGCACGCAGAGGCCGUCCAUAGUGCAGACCAAGGAGCAGUAUGAGCUGGUUUAUGAUGCGGUGAUCGAGCUCUUCAAGAGGCAGAUUAAAGCACUCGAUGCCCAGGAGGAUUCUGCUGCUUCACAGGCACAAACAAGGCAUCCUGUAGCCAAGCCGCUCCUGACUCCAGUGGAGGAUAUUUAUUCUCUGAGGUUACUCACCUGCUCAGAGCGAGAGGAGCAGGAUGCGCAUCAACACCUUUCUCCAGCAGUACGAAGCAAAGCAUCACCGACAUCGUUGUCUUCUGCGGGAGCACCGGACAGCCCUGGACGUGCCGUCCCCAUCAGACAGGCCAUCUCCGUCAGCGCCUUGAACUUCAUCAGCUGCAGGAAGGCGGCUUCUGCCGAGAAAUGGGGUGCUGGGGAUGCUCUGCAGAAACACCGCAGCUUGGAGUUCAACAGCAUCUCUCCUGAGGAGCUGCGUCUGAGCCCGGGACCGAAGGGAGGCGGCAGGAGAGGCACUCGUGGCCGAGUGCCGCUGACACGGACCACGUCGACCCCUUUUGUGCUGGCGCAGCGGGCAGACGGCUGGCAGUGGGAAGGAGGGGACGCAAAGCCCGUUUUGCGUUCACAGUUGCCCAGUGCCUGCUACUCAAGCUUUCCGGUGGAGCAGCAGGAUGGAUUUUCCCCUGUUGAGCUGAGCGACUCGAGCUGGGACGUGGAUGACCCCCCAGCCCACAUGAACCACGGUCAAUGUCCUUACCCGCAUUGCUGCUCAGCAGAAGACCCCUAUUUCUCCUCGCUCUCCCUGGAUGUCCCUCUGUCCCCAGAGUUUGCUGGGCACCAUGUGGAAGGACAGGAUGCUCUCCUUCCUUCCCAUGCUGUGGGUGCCCCCGCCAUGGCCGUCCCGCCGCCCAGGGCUGCAUCCCACCAUGAUCUCCUGCAGAACGAUGAUGGGGUGUCACCCCCGGCCACCCCGCCACAGCCAGAUGAUGAGGAUCCUCCACCCCUGCCCGAGCGAACCCCCGAGUCCUUUAUUGUGGCCGGUGAGCCUGGACAAUUCCCUCCAGCCACCUCUGAUUUUCAGCUUCCAGACAGAAAUACAAACAUCGGAAUCUCUUUGGAGUGGAGUGGUGAGUCUCACUCAGUGGUGUUUGAUGACUCAGUGAGACUGAGACCAUGUAAGAGUAUGAAGCUUCGGAGCCCACGAACAGAGACAACCCGGGAUCGCUCUAACUCUCCUCCCCCGCUUCCUGAAAGAACCCCGGAGUCAUUUGUUCUUGCUGAUGCAGUGAGUCCGCAGCCUGCCGCAAGAGAUUCUGCCACGAGUCCUUCGGGCUUGGAGAAUGUUUCCGAAACGUUGUCAGAAGAGCCUACAAAAUGCUUUAGGAGAAGCAAGAGCUUGAAAAUACUGAAAAAUGUGAGAAAGAGUAUCUGUGGUCCAUCUUCUCUGACAAAACCAUCAGAAUCUGCCUUGUCCAACCACUCCAGGUCUUUCCUGAGCUUCGGCUUUGCAAGUCGAUUUUCAAAACCGAAAGGACCAAGAAAUCCACCGCCAGCAUGGAAUAUUUAGACAUUAUGGAUUUGUGAGCCCUGAUAUGUCUUGAGUGCUCAUCCCCAUAAGGUUUCCGUCAAAACAAAUACAUCAAAAGCUGUUGUGUGGUAUUUGCAGCUCAGGCACUACUUGCACACCCUUCAUCAGCUGAAGUUUUAAAGUAAAGACGAAUAUAGAAGCACCAGCAGCUAAGCACUUUCAGUUAAUUGACAAGAAGAUGGAAAGGAAAACCAGGAAUAGAUAUUUUUGUUGUGUUUUGGAAUGUAUUCAUUUCAAAAGGAUGGAUUGGAGCUUUCUGAACCAAAGUGUGAACUGGUAGCAGGACCCAGGGAAGACUGUUGGACACCAUAUAGGACCAAACAGAACACGACCCUGGGUUGUGCAGACACAGCACAGACACCGCUGAUUUUUUCUCAGGUUUCACGAGGUUUUUGCGCGGGAAUUUGCACCGAAAUUCAGCGAUCGCGCGUUUAACUGAGGAAGCGUUUUAUGACGCGCGAGAGACGCCGUGAAAAAGAAAUAAAACGUUUAUUUAUGGCCCUGCAGGGGUCUGUUGCACGGACA